AUGUAUCACUUUGUGAAUGAUUUGUUACCAAAUGGUUGUCCUCCUCGCAAUUUGCAACUCUAUUUCUUUGACACUGAACAUGAACUUGAGAACAGACUUCAAGGUGCUGAUAGGAUGGACAGAGAUAUUGUUAGUGCACUUAUUCAACUUAUGUCAGUAAAUCCAUACGGUCAAUUUUUCAGAAGUCUUAAAGAUAUUGCUCAGACUGACGAGUUCAGCAUAAUAUUGCGUUCAGAUAUUUCAAUGGAUCAAAGAACUUACAACAUGCCAUCUGCUUCUCAAGUAGCUGCAAUAUGGAUUGAAGAUAAUGGAGAUGGACUUGAUGGAAAUAAAAACAUUAGGGUACAUGCACAUAGUGGUAGGUCACAAUAUAUUCAAUACUACUAUGGUUGUUAUAACCCAUUGCAAUAUCCACUUCUAUUUCCGCAUGGUGAUAUUGGUUGGCAUGAAGGACUUGUGGAUAGCGUAGAAACAGGCGCCACUGUGGGUGCUGAUGUCGGUCGCAGGGUAAUUUUGCCUGAUUCUUUUAUAGGAGGAUCACGUGAUAUGCGAAGAAGGUACAUGGAUGCCAUGUCACUUGUGCAACGAUUUGGCAAGCCUGAUCUGUUUAUAACAGUCACAUGUAAUCCUAAUUGGCUUGAGAUUAAAGAACUUCUCAAAUAUGUUGAUGAACCACAAAAUAGGCCAGACCUUCUAGCUCGUGUUUUCCAUGCUAGACUUGAAGAGCUAAAAAAUGACAUAUUUAAGAGACACAUUUUUGGAGAAGUCGCAGCAUAUGCAUAUGUGAUUGAGUUUCAAAAAAGGGGACUUCCACAUGCUCACUUUCUAAUCAUUUUGAAGAGCAAAUUCAAAAUUACAACUCCUGCUCAUUGUGACAGAUUCAUAUCUGCUGAGAUUCCUAAUAAAGAAACUGAACCCCACUUAUACAAUCUGGUCAAAAAGCAUAUGAUUCAUGGUCCGUGUGGUUCUCUAAAUAAUAAUUGUCCUUGUAUGCUUCACCACCAACAACAAGUUGCUCCAUCUUGCAAAAAUAAGUAUCCUCGAUCCUUUAACGAUGAGACUACAUUUGACGAAAACUCCUACCCUAUAUAUCGUAGGAUGGACACUUCAGCAUAUGUUGUGGUCAGAGGUCAUCAGCUUGAUAAUAGGUGGGUUGUCCCUUAUAAUCCAUAUUUGUUGGCGAAAUUUGAUUGUCAUAUAAAUGUUGAAGUAUGUGCUGGGAUCAGAUGUGUGAAGUAUAUAUAUAAAUAUAUAUACAAGGGACACGACAGAAUCAGCCUAAGUUUAUAUGCUGGUGCUGAUGUUCAUGAGUUUGAUGGGAUUAAAGAAUACCAAAGUGCAAGAUGGGUUUCACCACCUGAAGCGGCUUGGAGAAUAUAUGCCUUCCCAAUUUCCGAAAUAAAGCCUGCAGUUGUGCACUUACAAGUUCAUCUACAAAACUAUCAGUACAUUAAUUUUCACGGCAAUGACAGGUUGGUUAAUAUAGUUGAAGAUGACUUCGCUUCUUGCACAAUGUUAACACAAUUUUUCUACAUGAAUCGUGUAGAUGAAGUUGCAAAAAAAUUAAACUUGCUUUAUAUUCAAUUUCCGGAAUAUUUUGUGUGGAACAAUCAAAAAAAAUUGUGGACACAGAGAAAGAAGAAAGAAGUCAUAGGUAGACUUGUGACAGUCAAUCCAACUGAAGGAGAGCGUUACUAUUUACGCUUAUUACUGAUGAAUGUUAGGACACCCAAAUCGUUUGACAACAUAAAAACUGUCAAUGGCAAUCAAGCAGUAACUUUUCGUGAGGCAGCUGAAAAUUUGGGUCUCUUAUCUGGCGAUCAUAUUGUCGAGAAGUGUCUAGAUGAAGCAGUAUUAUACCAGAUGCCAUCAAGUUUUAGGAGAUUAUUUGCAACUCUUCUAAUUUUUUGUGAUAUCUCAAACCCUCGCAACUUGUGGAAUAAAUUUAAGUCAUACAUGUGUGAAGAUCUACUCAGGACAAGACUACACACUGAUGAUGAAGUCCAACUAAUGGUGCUUCAAUUAAUUGCAAAUGCAGUGGAAAAAAUGGGGAAGAAAAUUGAUGACUUUAACUUGGUUGAUAACAGGUUAUCUAUGUCAACCCAAGAAAAGGAGGAUAGAGAAAUUGCAGCUGAGUAUAACAUACAAGUAAGUGAAUAUGACUUGCUUUGUGUGGAAAAAUUAAAUGUUGAGCAACGCAACGCAUUUGAUACAAUUAUGGCAAGUAUCAUUUCAAACUCGGGUGGAGUUUAUUUCAUAGAUGGUCCAGGUGGUACUGGUAAGACAUUCCUAUAUAAAUGCUUAUUAGCUACUGUCAGGUCUAGAAAAUGGAUAGCACUUGCAACUACAAGUUCAGGAAUUGCAGCAUCAAUUCUACCCGGUGGUCGUACAGCUCAUUCUACGUUCAAAAUACCAAUUGAUGGAGAUGAUAAGUAUGUAUGCAAUAUUGGAAAACGAACCGCAGAAGCUACCUUAUUAAAAAAAUGUAGACUGAUUCUUUGGGAUGAAGCUUCUAUGGCUAACCGUCGGGCUAUUGAAAGCGUUGAUACAACGCUUAGAGAUAUUAUGGACACCAAUCAAAUUUUUGGAGGAAAAGUAGUUGUUUUUGGAGGUGAUUUUCGACAAACAUUGCCGGUAAUUAGAUAUGGAAAGAAAGAAGAUUUCAUUGAAGCGAGUUUGGUUAAAUCACCCUUAAUUUGGCCAACUAUCCGACGAUUAAAAUUGGUCCAAAAUAUUCGUGCAAACGAGGAUCCGGCUUUUUGUGAGUACUUGAUGAAUAUUGGCAAUGGAACUGAACAAUUAGUUGGUCGAGACAAGAUUAAGAUUCCAUCUUCAUUCAUUAUUCCAUGUACGAAUGAGGAUACCUCUCUUGAUGCUUUAUUCCAAUCCGUAUAUCCUGACUUAACGUGUUUCGAGACUGAUCCUUAUUCAUUAAUGAGCAAAGCCAUCUUAACACCUAAAAAUGAGAUUGCGGAUGAAAUUAAUUCUAUCUUAAUAGAUAGAUUCCCGGGAGAAAGUAAGUGCUAUGUUAGUUUUGAUGAUCCACUUGAUUCGAAGCAAAUGCAUUGUAAAGAUUAUUUACACACUUUAUCCCCAGCUGGCCUGCCUCCUCACAAGUUAAUUCUGAAGAAAAAUUGCCCUAUAAUUUUAUUGAGAAAUCUGAACCCAUCUGAAGGAUUGUGUAACGGGACAAGAUUGGUUUGUGAUUCGUUUGAAGAUCAUCUCAUAAGUUGUUUGAUUGUAGUUGGUGAAUACAAAGGAAAGCAUGUGUUCAUUCCAAGAAUUCCUCUAGAGCCAUCAAAGGAUGAAAAUUGUCCAAUACCAUUUAAGAGGACACAAUUUCCUAUUAAAAUCUGUUAUGCCAUGACCAUUAACAAAGCUCAAGGGCAAACACUAGAUUUCGUUGGAAUUUACUUGAAAAAGCCGGUUUUUAGUCAUGGACAAUUAUACGUUGCUAUGUCUCGAGCAAAAAAGGCUGAAUCUGUCAAGAUGAUUAUAUUCAGCGAUGACGGUCAAAACAAACUCACCAAUAUCACAGACAAUAUUGUUUAUCAAGAAAUCCUCGAGUACAUUUCUUAG
Messenger RNA from Ipomoea triloba (trilobed morning glory), 3579 nucleotides. RefSeq lists its product as uncharacterized. The coding region runs from base 1 to 3579 and encodes 1192 amino acids. Gene Ontology annotation, biological process: telomere maintenance; DNA repair. The record is from RefSeq and is a predicted model, not a curated record. Gene Ontology annotation, molecular function: DNA helicase activity. The transcript is spliced from 2 exons. NCBI's taxonomy places the organism in Eukaryota, Viridiplantae, Streptophyta, Magnoliopsida, Solanales, Convolvulaceae.